UUUAACACUCGAACAAUAUAUAUCUACUCUCGGCGGGCUCUAUGAUGGAUUCGGAGUCGUCCAUGUAUUCGAUAUCCUCGGAAUUGUCCAUGUUCUCGGAAUGGUACCUAUGGGAUGUCAUUUCUCUAAUGAAAGAUGCCUUAGACGGGGAUGAGGAUGAGGAAUCGGAGAAGAAAUCGAAGUUCAUAUCAGUUAUGAUUCGAAUAAUCUAUGUGGUGAGGUCAAUGGAUUUGGAUUCAGCAGAACCGGACUCGAAGCUCAUAUCACUCAUUAAGCAAACAAUUGCCGUCGGUAAAUCUAUACCGGAUUCAGAAGAACCGGAGUCGCAAUUGGUAUCGCUCGUCACUCGAUCGAUCCCUCUCAUCAGUUCCACCGCGUCGGAGCCGGAGCUGACGUCACUCGUUGAUCAAAUGUACUCGUGUUUAAAAUCUGUGGGUUUAUUAGAAAAAAAAGCGGCGGAGGAUUCGAAGCUUUCUUCACUCAUUCUUCAGAUCAUCUCUCUCCCCCAGUUCACAUCAUCUCCGGAACUGGGCCCGACGGAUUUGCUAUUAAUAACCAUUUCUGAGAUAAAAUCUGUCUUAACUAGCCCACCCGGGGAUGAGGAUGAGGAAUCAGAGAAGAAAUCCAAGUUCGUAUUACUCAUUAUUGAAGUAAUCUCUCUGGUGAGCUCAAUGGAUUUUGAUUCAGCAGAACCGGACUCGAAGCUCAUAUCACUCAUUAAGCAAACGAUCUCCGUCGGCAAAUCUAUACCGGAUUCAGAACCGGAGUCGCAAUUAGUAUCGCUCGUGGCUCGAUCGAUCCCUCUCAUCGGUUCCACCGAGUCGGAGACGGAGCUGACGUCACUCGUUGGUCAACUUUACUCGUAUUUCCAAUCCGAGGGUUUCAAAACGGAUUCAGAGCUUUCGUCGCUCGUUCUUCAGUUCAUCUCUUUCUCCCGGUUCGAACCCGACCUGCCGGAGUCGCAGCUAUUACCACUCAUUAAGAAACUAAUGUCUUUCACCGUUUAUGACUCGGCGAGUAUACUUUCGAGGAAAAUGAUGUCAAAUCUCGUAUCAACAACUAUUCAAAUUAUUACUCUGCUCAACUUUACCAAUUUCAAUUUGGAUUCGCUGCAGAAGCAAGAGCCGGAGCUGACGCCACUCAUCUCUCAGGCCAUCUCACUCUUCAAUUCUAUGGAUUUCGAUUCCCAGCCUGAGCCGCUAAGAAAGAUUGAUAAUGAUUACGGGGGCUAUUCUUGCGUCAAGGAUGGUUGUUCUUCUUCUGCUCAUUCGAAAUGUGCCACACAGAGCAAUGUGUGGGAUGGCAUAGAACUUGAGGGAGUGCUUGAAGAAAUCGAAGAACAACUUGAACCAUUUGUGACGAUAAGUGAUGGAGUCAUACAACAUUUCAGCCAUCAACAUCAUCAUUUAAGACUUGAUGAGAACACGGAUAGAGAGUACGAUGAGGAUAAGCUAUGUCAAGCAUGUGUCAUGCCAAUCUAUUUUGGUAACUUGUACUCUUGUAUGCAAUGUGAGUGUUUUCUACACGAAACAUGUGCAAAUCUUUCUCGCAAAUUAAAUCACCCGAUACAUCCACAUCUACUCACUCUAAUGAGAAGAUAUGAAGGUGUUAUGGGAAACAAAAAAAAUAACUGUUCAGCUUGUCCUUGGGAGUGCAAAACUGGUUCCCUCUAUGAAUGUGGCGAAGAAGAAUGUUCUUUCCGGCUACAUGUGCAGUGUGCCACAGUUUCUGAGCCAUUAGACCACGGAAGUCAUAUGCAUCCUUUGUUCUUAACAUCCAAACCGGGAGAGCGAAGAAUUUGUUCGGUUUGCAAAGAGACUGAGUCAAGACGUUCUUUCCCUUCUACAGAUGAAACAUUCAAUUGCAUUGAGUGUGACUUUGUUUUGUGUUUCAAAUGUGCUACUUUGCCUCAAAAGGUGAGGUAUAAGUAUGAUAAGCAUAUGCUCACUCUUUCUUAUGGGGAGGAGACAACUCAGACAAGUACCAUGAUGUCUUGGUGUGAAGUCUGCGAGCAGGCAAUAAAUCACAAGGAGCGGUUUUACAUGUGUGAUGAGUAUUGUUGUGUCACACUACACGUUGAAUGUAUGCUUGGGAGGGACUUAUACAUGAAGCCCGGUUCAUCGUGGAAUAAUGACAGCGCUGUUCGUAUGAUACAUCUUCUACCCAACAAUCAUCACAUGUCUCGACCUAUUUGUUUCGUUUGUAAGAAGCGGUGUCUACACAAAUUAGUUUUUUUUAUGGACCCUGAAAUAGUAUUUUGUUCCACAUUAUGUUAUCAUGAGAUGUUAAAUUUUUAGAUUACUGAAUGAAUAA
Camelina sativa (false flax) is the source of this 2313-nucleotide messenger RNA. RefSeq lists its product as uncharacterized. Lineage: Eukaryota; Viridiplantae; Streptophyta; Magnoliopsida; Brassicales; Brassicaceae. The record is from RefSeq and is a predicted model, not a curated record.